UGUCACCGCAAAAGCAAAAUUCUCAGGAAAUGACCACAACGGCCAUUGAGAGAGAAGCAAAUCUUCGAGCUCAAAAGAAAAAGAUUCUGCAGCGGUUGAAACAUUCAUCUGCCACAACUGAAAUUACAGACGGUAGUGUAGUACCAGCCGGUAAAGAUACACCUAGUUUAUUUGAUCAAGAGGAGCUACUGAAUUUAAGACGUCACCAUCGUAUUGGAAAUGGAGAAGAUACUAAAGUCGCGUGCCGGGAGAAGGUGAAUGAAAAUUUAAAAAGCCGGUUGCCUACCGUUUACAAGACUUGUAGGGAAGUUGAUAAAUCCAAGCCGAGUAAAAUCCCUAGAUAUGUCCAGGGAAAUAAGAGUAUUUUUUCAUCGAGGACACGACGACAAUAUUCCGAAGAAGCAGCUGAAGUUUGUGACAGGGAAGAAGCGGAAAAGGAAACGAUAAACAUCUCGAUUGUUGUUGAUACUACAGAACCUGAACAAUCCACCCCCUCAUCGCCGUCGGCGCCUUCGCAAUAUCAUCGGAAAAAGACCGAAAUAAGGAAAAAAGCACACGAAAGGCGAAGAAACGUUGUAUCACCAAGCUCGAGUGCCUUCGACAUAUUUUCGAAUGACGACGAUUAUUUAACCGUGUAUGACAUGCAACCUCGUCGUUGCACCAGCCUCACCGAAUUAGAUUAUACGCAAAAAAGGAACGUUGAAAGCAAAAGAACCAACACAAGCUGCUCUCUUGACAGAAAUAAAAAUUAUGGAAGUAAGUCUUGGAAUUUUAAAGAGCCUUUUCCUAUCCCAAGGACUUCGAGCUGGUCUUUACUUUAUGAAUUAACCCCCACAACAGAAAAAGAAGAAAUAAACUUUCAGUGGUUUGCUCGACGGCAACAGGAGAGGCUAGAGGAUAAUUUGCGACGCGUGGAACAAAACCUGGACUCAACUUUUAAUAAAUUACGAAAGUAUGUCAAGCCUGAAACUGCUCUGGGAAGAGCAGAAAGUUCAGAAAACACUUGAUUAAAAUCUGCUUUUUAAUUCACCUGUUAAAUGAUGGAUUAAUGGAUGUAGCUGUUGGCAUUGAAAUUCGCAGCAAAAUGGAAUAAGCUACUAGCACCCUAAAAUGUUUUUGGUUUAUUAGAAACAAGAAGACACAGAGCCAAUUUCCUUUUUUUUCUUCUUCUGAAUUUAACCCGCUUAUGACUUGGAAAAUAUAGUUUGCAUAUGAAGACAAUAUUCUGUGUAUACCAGCUUCACAGUCUUCACAAAGAAAAGGCUAACAGGAGUGUUUGCCACCAGCUAAGAAGGCGAAUAUUUCACUGCAAACUGCUAUUAAAUAUUAAUGAUAAUUGGAUUUUAGCUCCUUCAGAUACGCGAGAGUUACGCAUGCUUUCAGCCUCAAACCACAAGAAUCAAUGCUAAAAAUUAGGUAGUAUGCUCUUAGACUCAGUUCGAAUUUGCGGUUCGUUUACGAUGUAGAAGGAAAGAAGAUGAUCUGUUUUCCUCUUCGUACUGUUGAAACAUUCACUAAAAAUUCAUCAUCUACCUGGAGCGAUUAUUGAAAUUGUAAACAUGCAGUUUGACGGACAGGCGGCGUCAUAAUUUGAAGAUUUUGUCGCUGAGUUGAAAUGAAGGAGCUUGAUUCCAGCUCAAGAAGAUGUCUAUCAAUUAUUUUCUAAAACAAGCGCAAAAUAAUUUAAAAAAUAUUCUCAUUU
Messenger RNA from Pocillopora damicornis (cauliflower coral), 1702 nucleotides. RefSeq lists its product as uncharacterized. The record is from RefSeq and is a predicted model, not a curated record. Lineage: Eukaryota; Metazoa; Cnidaria; Anthozoa; Scleractinia; Pocilloporidae.